Aquila chrysaetos chrysaetos is the source of this 7591-nucleotide messenger RNA. RefSeq names its product archaelysin family metallopeptidase 1 (gene AMZ1). Gene Ontology annotation, biological process: proteolysis. The transcript has 7 exons. NCBI's taxonomy places the organism in Eukaryota, Metazoa, Chordata, Aves, Accipitriformes, Accipitridae. Gene Ontology annotation, molecular function: metallopeptidase activity. The record is from RefSeq and is a predicted model, not a curated record. The coding region runs from base 5934 to 7445 and encodes 503 amino acids.
UGUGCUCGAGGGAAUAUCCGACCAUAGCCAUACCUGUUUGGGCAUUCAUCUGUACGGAAAAUGCAGCCUCUUUCCUGGCUAACACUGGGGUUGUCUUGCAGAAACCAUUUAGUCUGUCUAGACAAGUAUGAUGAAGAGCAAAGUGCCUGGAGCUGUGAAUGAUUAGAGCUUGGGUAUCUCUGCAGCAUUAGGUUUGUUGUACAGCACUGAUAAGUGUUGCUCUCUGCAUCUGGGUGCUUUUGGGUCUUUGGUCAGCAAAUGCACAGGAACCAGCCAGCAGAUUGUAGAGGUUUGUUUCACGUAAGAGCAAGGGGAGAAGAAUGCAGCCAGCCCUUCAUCACACAUGUACACAGGAGAAGCAUCACAGAGAGUUUAACCGGACUAAACCAAACAGAGAUAGCACUAAAAAUGAUGAAUAAAUGGGUGAUGGGGGGGAGCAGGGAGAAAGGCAUAUACUGUCAGCCUACUUUCUGGAGGGUAGCACAGCGAAGUUCAUGAAUGUUUGUAUGGCACUUAGAGAGCCCCAAAUAGAAGGCACUAAAAAAAUGUACCAUUAUGUAUGAGCAUAGGAUAAAUAAAAUCCUUAGGACAGAAGAGCAAGACUAGGGAUAAUGUAUGUCCUUAAUACAUAUUCAUAGAAAGAAAAGUGUAUUGAAGAGAUCAGGUUUAACGUAAAACAAAAUUUAGGGGAAAGUGGAUGUGUAGGUGUUCUUAAAUACUUAAGAACACUUAAGUAAGAAUACUUAAAUAAGGACAGAUGCAAGCAUCUGUCUCCAUCUUAGGUAUUUAAUGACCUUUACAAAUCUAGUCUUUAAUCCUGCAAACUUUUCUGCAUGUGAGUUGUCCAUCUGACUUGUCCAACAGUCUAAGUAAAUUAAUGAGGAAGAUUCAUGUGAGGACAACCUUCUAGGACUGAGCCUUGCGGCAAUAACAUAUCAAUCACUAUUCCAAUAUGACAGGUAGGUUUUCCUCCCAGUAAAUGCACGUGUGAAUCCCUGAUGGUUUCCACAGCACCAGGAAUGACUCACUUUGAGAGAGACCACACAAAGCAUCUGUUUCCAAGUCACAAACAUAUUCUGGAGACAUUACACAUAAAUAUUAUUGUGAUCCGGCAGUACGUGAGGCCAGAAGGUUUUAUCUAACUUUAUGGUCUGGAACACAUACAGAUCUGACUCAGUGUUUUGUGGCCAUUUAAUGGAAAAUGAACAGAAGAUGCGACAGCUCCUUGUGGGUACAAGUAUGGGGAUGACCAGGUCCAGAGUGUAUUUUCUCCGUAAGCAGAGGAGAUUGAUUCUGAGAAGUGCUGAGCAUUUUUAAAUUCCCCCGCAGCCCCUGGGAGUUGCCCCAUUUCAGGUCUGAACCUGGCAAAACAGAUUUGGUCUGACCUCAGCAGCUGAGCUUAUUCAGCAGGCAAAGCCUGGCUCUGUGCAAGGGGCUGCCUUGAGGUCCUCGAGGAAGGAGCUGGACUGCUGAGAAUUUUAUUUGGACCCGAGUUAAAUGCUGUUACACCUCGGUGUCCUCUCUCUGUCCCAACACGCUGGACUUUUUUACCCAUUGAGAGUUCAGCUUCUCAGUCAAGAAAAAUCUCUUUCUAUAUAUGUCAACAAAUAAAUUGAGAAAAUUGCUUUCAGCCUGUCAUCUGUGUGAUACUGGGAAGGAAAGACUGAUCCUAGAGUGGCAGUAACAGAUACCAAUGGCAAAUCUCAGGAAAAGAGCUAUUAAGCAAAUUGGGCAUGUGUUGAUAAUUAGUUAAUGCUUGUUAUGUUUGCUCUGGGCUUUUCAUUUCUGUUGACUGGCUAUGAAUUUUCUGCAUUAUCACUGCUUGUUUACAGUACAGCACCUAACUUAGGCAAUUAAUCAGUUUUAAGAGACUCUGCUAAUGUCCCUCUGACAUCCGAAGAGCCCAGUUAAGUGAGUCUGCCUCUAAAUACUUCACAAGAGCUGAGAGGGGAUGGAAACAGAAUGAAUGUCCUUCUGUGCGUUUGCAGCCUGCAGUAUAUAUGAGAGAGUCAGAGUUAGAAAUGAAUUAGAAGUCGACUUAUAAAAUAAACAACUUUAGAAUGACCAGUUUAAAAAAAAAAAAAAAUACAAUCUGUACAAUGUUAGGGCCAAAUUCCAUAAAAUACCAAAUAAAUCCAUUAUGUACUGAGUGCCCUUCUCUGGACCUGUACAACAGAUUUUCUGCACGCAAGACCAUUUCUAUCUUGUCAGAAUAUCCCGAAUGAACUCGUGCUGUGUGAUACUGCCUUGGCUUUUGAGAAUUACACUGUUACUGUCAGCCCCAGGCAUAUCUAUCCAAGAAAGCAAUGUCAAUAUAACAGAGAAUAAGUGACAUAUCUGUGAAUUACAAAAAGAAUAAUUCAUAGGUAAUUUUCAAUUACAGAGAAUAAUUUAUAGGUGCCUGAUUUGCAAAGAGAAUAAUUUAUGAGUAACCUGAAUUGCAUAUAAAGCACGUUUACAGGUUACUGUAAGAAAGGGAGUAUACUGACUGCUGAGCUGUUACGUGCCGAGACUGGAUUUUGGGAGCAUUUCUUGUGAAAACACCCACCAUGAAAAAAAUCCAUCAAAUUUCAUAGUAAAAAGAUUUGUGUGAUAUGCCAAAUCUGAGCUGAAACCUCUGUAUGUUACCAAAAGCCAGACGUACAGCCCGUGUUGUCCUUGGAGCUCCUGCCUCACAACAUGCACCACAAGCAGAAAGGUCACAACUGGGUUCCUACAACACAAUCAUUGGAAAAAGCUGUCCCCAACAGCGGACAAGGAGCCAAGUGCCAAAACCUUUGGGUUAUGUCUGUCUCCACUGCACUGUGUGGAUGUUAUGAUGAAGAAUAUGAAAGAAAAGAGAGGGAGGUCUCCAUAAACUGGACUAGGAUUCCCAGCACAGGCUGGCUCCUUCCCUGCUCUCUUAGGGACCUUGCGGAUGCCAGGAGGGCACAGGCUCACGUUUCAUACUGCACAGACAGGCAUCGCUCAUUUGUACAAUCCAAUACAGGUGCUCUUUGUUUCGGAAUAAUUACAUUAGCAAAUGGCUGCAAGAUGGAAUGACAAAAUGCAGAUUGGGAAUAGGAUGCUUUUAUUUUAAUGGUAAAAGUAGAAAAUGGCACAUCAGUGGACAUGAUGAGUGUCUCCACUUGCAGCAGAUCUUUAAAUUAUUAUUUUGCUUAAAGCAUUUCCUCCAGUGCAACUACAAGUCACUGGCAUUUUAAAUAAAAAGAGUUACUUUCUCCUCCUCAGGACUUGCUAGUCAAGUCCUACGGCUUGUCAUUAAACAAGGGGCCAAAUUAGCUGCUUUUUUUCUUAAAGACGUGAUGUCUCCUUCCUAUAUACCUGAAGGGCAGAAAGAUGCAUCGGUGCUUCCACUUCUUCAUCACCACCUUGGCAUCUUAAAAACUGAGGGGGAAAAAAAAAAUAAAAAAAAAUCCAAGUUAAAGUGCCAUUCCCUCCUGAAGCACUGCAUCAGGAAGUAAUACAAGGCACCCUCAACACAAGAACUAAAAAUUACAAAGCCCUUUUGCACUACUUCAGUUAAUGCAACACUAUAUCCAUAUAUUAGAUCAAGCACAAAUAACAUCUACUGUGGUUAAUGUUGUAAAAUGGUUUCUUUUUUUAAACUGCUAAAGUUAUCCAUAAAAAUUUUCUGAAGCAUUAAUUUUCUCCAGUGAAGUAUUUUAGAAAAGCUUGUUAAAGAAAAGUUACUGUGUUGGAUUUGGAAAACAUAAUGGGUUGCUGCUGUUCUGUCGGAAGCAAAACCAGAGUCUCCAGGAGACAGAGGCAUGCAUCGCUCCAGACUGUGUGUUGCAAGUGAAUUCCUGUCCUUGAGCUUUCAAAUCACUAAAGUGUAAUCAUGGGCAUCCUUGGGCAUGGUGGACAUUCACAAAACACCCAUGGUCAUAGCUGGGAAUGUCUGGAGCUGGGUGAAUGUCCCCUUUUAGGAAGCCUUGGGAAACAAUGUAUAUCCCAUAGCUUUGGGUACACACUAUAUUCCAUGAGAGAGCCCCGGGGAACACACGCUAGAAGACUGUGCGCUCAUUGUAUCUGCUGUUGCAUACAUCCCAUUUAGAAAAGAAAAAUCCAUUCAUUUUCUAACCAGCUCCUCCUCCCCCAGACCCACACUCCAUUUAUUGCCAGGAAGCGCUGAUGAAAGUGGCUCGUGCUUCUCAGAAACCUUCUUUGACAAGAUAACUUUCAACCUGGACCAAGCGCAAAGUCUCUCCUUGAUUUCCCUGGGAGCAACACACAGUCAGUAGCUCACAGGAUCGCAUCCUCAGUCAUUUUAAUAUUGCUAAUAGUUUCAAAGUGUAAGUUCUGCAUAUGACUGGAAAAACGAUGCUUGUAUUUAAGGUUUGUGCAGAACAAGUGAAAUCUUGGCCUUAGGAAAAGGCAAAUCUCCACCCUCGCCCAAGGCAAAACUCCUGAUGACCUGGUGGGGUCAGACUCUCACUUCAUCCUCCCAAAUCUGGAAGCAAGUCAGAAGUGUAGAGAUUUGGGUGACAAAGCAUAGAACAACAUCACAUGAACCCUUGUUGCUACCUGUAAAAACCAGCAGAAGCACUUGGGACAUUUUUUGGGCAAUAAGAAGAGGUGGCUGACAAAGCAUCGCAGAUUUUUUCUAAACUUUCAUUGUAUUAGGGCCCUUGUACCACUUCAGAUCCCACUGUGCCGUCUGCUGUCAGCCUUUAAUGCUAGCGAAACACAAAGCUUGCAAAAAUAAAAGGAAAUGCUUACCCGCUCCCUCUCCUAGGCUAUAUACCCUUAGCGCCAAAAAAGAUCAUACAAAUCGAGUCUUUUUUAAGGACCGCUUAUACAUACACAUAUCUUCCCAAGGGUUAGAUGUAAAGAAAUUCAGUGUUAAUUUUAAUGGGCUGCUACCUUUCUCUUACAGUGCAAACUACCAGAGCCUUCUUUGCAUAACUGAGCAAAGACUUUGGCUCAUAUUGGUACUAUUUUUUAAAUAUUAAAUUUUCUUGUUACAUUGCUGUCCUCAAGGGCCACUGAAUAUCACUUACCUGACACAGCUAGGCUGCAAACCUACUUAAAUUAUAGACUUAACCAGUUUCUCCUAAAAAUAUUUCCCCUUUUUCUGUGAUUGAAUGAUGCUAUUAUAAUGAUGAUGGUCAGCAGCUGAUACAUUGCUUAUCCACCCAGAAAGCUUGUCUGGUUUCUUUUCAGUUAGUAUUAACUUGCCUAAUAGACGAUUAUACUUAUUGCUAGAAACCCUGUGCUUUUGUGCAUAUAUACCUGUGUAUUUUUCAUUCUCCUGUAUACAGGUGGAGCACUUACCUGUGGUAGGCAACUUUGCCCAAAGUGCUGCUCCAAAAUACUCUAGUUCUACUUGGCUUGAUCUCCUUACAAAAAAAAUGAAUGUCUUUGGAAAAAUCCAGACAUAGGUUAGCCGUAGGGGUUGUACUUUGUUUCCUCUUUGUCUUCCCUUUCCCCAGGAUGUCUACUGGAAUCUCCAUAAGUGCAUAAACUGCAAUGGGAAAUAGGUGCUUGACUUCUACAGCUUUGGAAAACGCUGGCCUUAGAAAGGACCCUGGAGAGGAUAUUUCUGAGAUGCUCUGAAUUAAUUUCUUUCUGCUGCAGGCUUUCAUUUGCUCUUUAUUUACCACUUUACAUCAUCACCAGCAUUCCUGAUGCUAACACGGUGUGACAUGAAGUUAUUCAUGAAGUGACAUGAUGGCAACGGGCCCGGACAUAUCUUGCUAGAGAGGCAGCAGCACCAGCAAACACAAGUCUCGCACACCAAGUCCCACCUGUGGAUCAGGCUGGGCAAACCUUCCCACAUCUUGCAGCCUGACAACAGCACUGGGAGCCAGCAAAUGCCCUGGGGUCAAUACCUAAGAGUGAGGAUUGAAAGCUGUUAGAGGAAAUUGUCAACAGUGAACAGCUGCUUUCACUGGUGUCAGGCAGUGCCACAGCUGGUGGGUUUCUCCGCAAUGCUGCAGUGCAAACACGCUCAGGAAUUCAGUUUCGGGCCCCGGGCUCUGAAGGACGCGCUGAUCUCCACCAACCCAGCCCUGCAGGAGCUCUAUGCCAAAGCUUUCUCCAGGGCGGAGAAGCUGUUCCUUUCUGAAGCCUACAACCCGCAGAGAACGCUCUUCUGCACGCUGCUCAUCCGGACGGCUUUCGACUGGCUCCUCAGCCACCCUGAUGCCCCUGAGGACUUUGAGACGUUCUAUCAUGCCAUGCUGAGGAGGAAGCAGAACUUCUGUCGAAAGCACAUUUACCUGCAACCUAUAGACUUAAUCGAAGGGCCUGCUGGGCUCUCGCUGCUGGAUUCCCUCCAGAGCUGUGUUGAGUCUUUCUUCCUGGGUCUCCGUGUGAAGUGCCUUCCCUCCAUCCCCAUCUCUUCCAUUCACUGCUGCUACCGCCACAGCCAGGACUCGGACAGGGUGCAGCUUCACGCAGAUGGGAUCCUGAAUUUCCUGAAGAACAACAAGCCCAUGGAUGCCCUGUGUGUCCUUGGACUCACUCUGCUGGACCUUUACCCAUGUGAGACCUGGAGCUUCACGUUCAGCAAAUUCCUACCAGGACAAGAAGUGGGAGUCUGCAGCUUUGCCAGAUUUUCUGGGGAUUUCCCCCAGGCUGGCUGUAGCAGCUUGAAUCCACUCACACAGAAGGAACGGUUAUGUGAAGUCAGCAAGGAGAGCAGAGACCGGACAUUGCCAUUCAGUGCCCAAGAGAUGGUCCAGUGCUGUAAGGUGACCUGCCACGAGAUCUGCCACCUGAUGGGGCUGGGGACCUGCCGCUGGCUGCAGUGCAUCAUGCAGGGUGCGCUGAGCCUGGAUGAAGCCCUGCUGCGGCCUCUGGAGCCGUGUCCCAUCUGCCUUCGGAAGCUGCAGCACGUUGUGGGUUUCAAACUCAUCGAGCGCUACAGGAAGCUCUAUGCUUGGACACAGACUGUAUUGUCCACGUGGCCAAGGCAAGAGUCAGCAGACCUGUCCGCCUCCGAGGACAUCCUUCCAUUCAGCUCAGACUCUGGGAUGUGCUGCGAGAACGACUCCGAAGCUGUGACCUCCUUGUCUGAGCCACUGACACCAGACACUUGCAGCCAGGCCCUCUCCAUCGGCCAGGAGCUGGAACAGGACGAGCAUUCGUGUUCGCUGGCAGAGGCGCACAGCCAGCCCCAGCUCGCCGGACCCACCAAGUCCACAGAUAUCAUUAAAGAUUAUGAACUGUGGCUGGAGACGUGCAUUGCUGCCUUAGAGAGGAACGUCUCCGAGGAGGAACUGGCUCAGGUAGACAAGACUGUGGAUGCCCUGGCUAAGUGGGAAAUGUUCACAGGACAACUGCCUGCUAUGAAGAAGGACCUACCCUUUGCUAGGGACAACACCGGGCUACGGAAAGUUCUCGGAGACAAAUUUUCCUCCUUGCGGAGGAAACUGAGUUCUAGAAAACUGUCCAAAGGGGAAUCAUCCCCUCAUCGUUGGCGGUGGGAGGAAAACUAGGCUGGGUCUGCCUUGGGUUGGGCCAGCUUUGCUCCCGCAGCUUUGGUUAUGUUAGUGCCCUGCUUCUGACCUUUCUCACCACAAGUUUUUGCUGUCGGACAGAAACAGCAACUCCCCACAGGAAUAAAAGGUGUUUCUUUUUCUGA